UGUGUGGAGAGGGGGCGGAGGAAAAGGAGGAGAGAGAAAGAGAGAGAGAGAAAAAGAGAGACAGAACCCAGAGCUGCUGCUGCUGAUGCUGCAGCCGUUUGACAAUUCCCCACCCAUACAGAGCACCGAAGAAGGGAAGAGACUACAGCAAGGAGGAAGAAGGAGGGAGCGACUCCUCAGUAAAGAUGCUCCUGUGCUAGGCAACACACACGGUGCAAUGCGACUAUGUCCAGCUGAAACAAGCGUUUGCCACAGUGAGCCGGGAAAGAGACGUGGCCCAGCAGGAAAGGAGCCAACUCAAGGCCACAGUCGAAAAUCUGGAACACGUGCUAAAGCAUAUGCAUAAAGCCUUACAGCUGAAACAACAGUUGCAGACAGAGUAUGAGCAGGAAUUGGUGGCCUUUCACACCAAACAGAAGGAGGACAAUCAGCCAUCAAAGACUUGGGAUCAAACUGACCAACAGCAUGAAAAAGCAGUACAAUCAUUAGAGGUCAAACUUUGUGACCUGGAGCAGAAAUGCAGGUCACACAGUGAACACUUCCACCAGCUGUCAAAAAGGCCGCCAAACGUCCGUUUGCAAUCAGAGCCUGUGGAGUUCCUUAAUAGUUAUUCCACCUUGGUGUCCCAGAUCCCAGCCUCACCAGAAGAGAAACUCUCCCAGGUCUUUGUUGAAUUUGAAUUUGAAGCCCAAUCGCAGAAAGGUGAUCAGAGUGCACCAAAUGCUCAGCUUUUGAUCCCUCAGUUUUCGCCCUGCCCUCUGCAGACUGAAGACAGUGAAGCAUUCAAACUGCUGUCUGUCAAAUCCAGCAUUGUAGAAACGGACCGCUCCAGCAGCACCCAACAGCAUCCCCCAUCAGAGAUGGAGGAUGAGACAAGCUCAUCACCAAGGUCCAAACCUCGCUACACUGGCCAGGUUCGCCUUUGUACUGCCCGUUACAGUUAUAACCCUUAUGAUGGACCGAAUGAACAUCCUGAAGCAGAGCUCCCCCUUGUGGCUGGAAAGUAUCUGUAUGUGUAUGGAGACAUGGAUGAUGAUGGCUUUUAUGAAGGGGAGCUGCUGGAUGGCCAAAGAGGACUUGUUCCUUCCAACUUUGUGGAAUUUGUCCAGGAUAAAGAAAAACUAAUAGGGGAGGGAGGGGAGGACUUAGGCCCUCUGGACCACACAUCUCUGGCCCUGAUAACCGUGGAUGGAGGUGCCUCCCAAGAUGUCCUGCUGGGCUCAAGCAAUUCCCUGGUUCCAUGUAGCAAUGGUACAGGGGGAGCCCUGGAUCCUGAGGACCUAGCUGAAGAUGUUGUGCCUUAUCCCCGUAAGAUAACUCUCAUCAAGCAGCUGGCACGAAGUGUUAUUGUGGCAUGGGAGCCUCCGGUAGUGCCUUUGGGCUGGGGGAACAUCUCUGGCUACAAUGUGUUAGUCGAUGGGGAGCUUCGUGCCAGUAUACCAUACACCGGCCGGACCAAGUGCUUGCUGGAAAAGCUGGACUUGGACAGCUGCAUUUAUCGUGUUUCUGUGCAGAGCGUCACUGACCGUGGAUUGUCGGACGAGCUCCGUUGCACCGUGCUGGUGGGAGCCAACGUGGUAGUGGCACCGUGUGGAAUGCGGGUAGAUGACAUCCAGCGGGACACUGCCGAGCUCUCCUGGCUGCCUAGCAACAGUAACUACAGUCACACUGUGUACUUAGAUGGAGCGGAGCAUGCUGUAGUGAAGCCUGGAAGGUAUCGACUACGGUUCCACAACCUGAAGCCCCUGAUGGUGUAUAAGGUCACAGUAGUAGCACAGCCCCACCAGGUACCAUGGCAACUGCCUCUGGAGCAGAGAGAGAGGAAAGAAGCUGGAGUGGAGUUUUGCACUCAAGCAGCAGGCCCAACGCUCUUUUGCAGAACAGGCCCCCCAAUGCCCCCGCAAGAUGUUCAGGUGCACUGUGGGCAGGCUCCAGGUGUUCUUCAAGUCCGCUGGAAGCCUCCCGUCCUCUCUCCGACAGGCACAUCUAAUGGGGCAAAUGUCGUUGGCUAUGCAGUCUGCACUAAAGGACAAAGGAUAGCUGAGGUGCUGUUUCCAAUGGCAGACUAUGUUACUGUUGAUAUGACGAGGAUUCAAUGUCUGGAGGCCAGAGAAGUCAUUGUUAGGACACUGUCAGUCCAGGGAGAAUCCCAGGACUCCCAAGUCGCCGUCAUUCCAAACAACCUGCUUGUGCCUCUACCUCCCCUACCCUUGCCACCCCCAAUGCACCCACAUGCAGGCCCUCCUCCACAUCCGCAUCCGCAUCCUCAACCUCACAUCCUAUCUCCUCACCUUUCUCACCCCACUCCCCAACUUCCUGCUCCACCCCUUGUGCAUCCACACCCACCUCAUCCACCACAUCCACAUACCCUUCCCAGACUUCCUCAUCCAGGCGGAUCCCCACAUCCCCAACCACAGCCCUUACACCUGCAGCCUCACCCUCUCCACCAGGGUCGCAGGCCCCAGCACCAACUGCCUCUGCUGCCCCACCCUCAGCCCCACCCUAUACCUCAGAGACCAGUAAGUGCCAGAGACCUGGAUGCCAAAGAGCACACAGCCCACCAUGGAGGAGCUAUUCCACCUGGCCAGCCUGGCUGGGACCCAACUCGAUCUCCUUUGCAGCUUCCUGUCCCCAUGCAAGGUCACACUCUUGAGGCCCCUCCCCCUGUCCAUUUGCGCUCCCCUUCCCCUCAGAGAAUUCUUCCUCAGCCCCAAGGUACCCUUAUCCCGGAUACCGUGGCCAAAGCCAUUGCUCGAGAAGCAGCACAAAGGGUGGCAGCAGAAAGUGGCAAGGGAGAGAGAAGGAUGGGGAGAUAUGGAGAACAGGGUCAUUCAUUUCACCAGCAUCCCUCUGAUGAGGAAGAGGAAGAUGAGGAGGGAUUUGCUCGAGGACGUCGGAGAGGACCUUCAGUUGACGAGUUUCUCAGAGGCUCUGAGCUGGGGAGACCGCCUCACUAUAGUCACAAUGAAGAUUAUCACAGCGAGAGCAGCCGGGGCUCUGACCUGUCUGACAUCAUGGAGGAGGAUGAGGAGGAGCUGUACUCUGAGAUGCAGCUGGAAGAGGGACGACGACGCAACUCGCACAACACACCCAAGACAAACAGUCAAAGUGGCGGCCGUCAUGACCGGGAUGGUGGCAGACGAAUUCAACAUGGCGGAUCCCAUCCCAAGAGGUGCCCUCUAAUGGUCCCAUCAAUUGAAGUAACCUCUGAGAAUAACAAUGAGGGAAACCCCUCCCCCAUCAAUGAAGAUGUUAACUUUGGCAGAGUAGCUCGACACAAGGCGUGGUCAUCCCGCAGGCACACGGGAAGCACCAGGUCUCCCCAUGACGGCUACAGGAAUCGGGACCGACACUCACCAACAUACUAUGACGAGUCAGAGCCUGAGGAGCCUUUUCGGAUAUUUGUGGCCCUCUUUGACUACGAUCCUCUGUCUAUGUCCCCCAACCCAGAUGCUGCUGAUGAGGAGCUACCAUUCAAAGAGGGGCAGAUAAUUAAGGUUUAUGGUGAUAAGGACACAGAUGGGUUUUACAGAGGAGCAAUAAAAGGCAGGAUGGGGCUGCUCCCUUGUAACAUGGUGUCAGAGAUACGAGCAGACGACGAGGAGACCAUGGAUCAGCUCAUCAAGCAGGGCUUUCUGCCUCUCAGCACCCCUGUGGACAAAAUAGAGCAGAACAGAAGAGGUCUCCGUCGAGAUCAGGCCUCGAGGAGAAUGGUGGCCCUGUACGACUACGAUCCCAGAGAGAGCUCCCCUAAUGUUGAUGUUGAGGCUGAGCUGACGUUCUGUGCUGGUGACAUCAUUGCUGUUUUUGGGGACAUUGAUGAAGAUGGGUUUUACUAUGGUGAGCUCAAUGGCCAUCAUGGCCUGGUGCCCUCUAACUUCUUGGAAGAAGUGCCUGAUGACGUGGAGGUCUAUCUGACCGACACCCCGUCCCACUACCCCCAGGAAGAGCCUGCCAACCGGCCCCUUGCCAACUCCACUGCAACUGUGUCAGAGGGAAAAAGGGUCACCGCAGAAAACACAGACAUGACCAACAACAUCACCACACCCUUCCGGGCGCCAUCCCCGAUCGUUCGCCCCCUCCUUCCAGGAACUAUGAGACCGCUCAGCCCUCCGAGGGUUCACCAUGUCCCGCUGGACCCCAGGGACCCUCAAGAUCUGGCAAACAAGAAGAAGAAAGGAAUACUCUCCAAGGGAAAGAAACUGCUUAAGAGACUCUCCCCUGUGAAACAACAAUAAUGAUAAUUAUUAAAUAGCAUAUACAUACAAUACAUAUUUCUGUGGGGCUCUGUACAUAGCAUCCAAACAAUCAACUGUGAUGUGACGGUACAUUACAGAGUGGGCAUGACUGCGUGAGCCUAGCAAGUGAUACAAAUGUGUUCAGUAAUGGAUAAAAAAAACACAUACAUUUUGUACAGUGAAGUGCCAAAAUCAAGAGUGAAGUGACUGUCAGAAACAAACACAUAUUACUGUGAUGUAUUUCAAAUUAAGGGAUGCUUUAUUUAAAAAGAAAAACUAGGAUUUUCAUGACAUGCAUUUCUCUUGUUUCCUUUACCUUUAACCCUCUAUAAUAUCGUGUUGCCCUCAAGUAACAAACCCAUUGUUCCACAAUGCAUCCCACUGAAUGGUGCAAUACUUUAAAAAAGAGGGGAGACCAUAAGGAACCAAUAACAACGCUUUAAGUUGCCACAUGACUUUCAGGAAGCCAUUUUCAAAGCUUGCGUUUUUUAAGGAAACAACUUUCUUGCUUUGCAAACAAAAAGUAAAAGUAACAUCUAUCUACAGUCUAUCUGGAAAAAUAGGCUUACACUAAUAGAUAUAAAGCUUUAAUUUGUUAAGGUUUAUAUCAGUUUAUUCACUAAUAAAACAAUAAAAACUUGUUAAAACGCAUCUGUUGCCCUGAGGCAACAAUGUACUAUUAUGGUCGAUUGAAUAUUUUACUUUAAGGCAACAGUGAACUACUUUAGGAUCACCAUGGCUGCAUGCAAAUUUGGUAGUGUGUAUUUAGGUAUAUGCAAGGUCAAAGUCAUUCAGAAUAAUUUUGUUUUAAUCUUUACAAUUUAACAAAGCGUUGCUGUUGAACAAAAACUUCUUAUUUCCCAAAACAGAACUUUUCAGGAAUGAAAAAAACAUAUUUUGUCUAAAUGUCAAUUUAAUACUGUUUGGUCAAAGACACACUGUUUUUGAUACUUUUAAAUGGAUAUUUAUCAGUGACACUACAGACAGGUGUGAAGGGUGAUCAGGAGAGUUGAUUUUUUUAAGAAAACAAGAGAUAAAAAUGGAGACACAAGGUUUUCGCUCAACAGCAACACGAGAUCCAUUUGAUGUUGGCUGCAGUAAAGUAAAAUUCAAGCUAUUAUUAUGAUCUGUAAGCCAUAUUAUACUAUUACAGUGAAUUUGCAAAUCUUUUUCUAUUAGAAUUGCUAUGCAUUUUGUUCCAUUUACAGAAUAAAUUCGGCCCUAUUCUAUAACUCUGGAAGGACGAAUAUGGUGGAAAUCACACCUCCAGUUGACCAAGUAGAGAUGAAGACGAUGAGCUGUAAGAAUACUUGUCAGGGAAAGUGAGACUGAUGAGGAUGAAAGCAAGAAUUGGGAUAAGGAUGAGGGUAGAGAGGGUGAAAUUACAGGGGCAGGUAUCUCUGCCACAGAUAAAUGGACGAUGUGAUUUCUUUCCUUUAUUUUCCCUUAAAGGGGCAUCGAAUGAGGCUGAACUCAUUCUGUAAAUGAAUGAAUGGAAAAGAUAUGUUUACUGUAAUUCUAGUCUAAUUCUAGUCUAAAAAGUAUAGUAAGAGGCCGGAUUUUAUUUUAUUGCAAACAACAUUAGGUUUCAAUUGUUGUAUUUUGUCGUACUCGUCGUCUUCCACGUUAUCCGGGACUGGGUCGCGGGGGCAGCAUACUCAGCAGAGACGCCCAGACGUCCUCAGACACCUCCUCCGGGGGGGAGCCCAAGGCGUUCCCAGGCC
Molecule: messenger RNA, 5962 nt
Organism: Girardinichthys multiradiatus
Lineage: Eukaryota; Metazoa; Chordata; Actinopteri; Cyprinodontiformes; Goodeidae
Gene: rimbp2a
Product: RIMS binding protein 2a
Exons: 22
Coding region: 339-4238 (1299 amino acids)
Biological process (GO): neuromuscular synaptic transmission
Molecular function (GO): protein binding
Source: RefSeq, a predicted model, not a curated record